AUGGCAUCUGAGAACAAAAUCAGCCAGGGGAUUAAAAACCUUAAAAUAAGCAGAAAACAACUGCUGGAAGAGCUAAAUGAAAGGCGUGAGUCUAACUGUCAGGUGGAAAGAAGCAAUAAAGUCAGCCUGCUGCGCGUUCAAAAGAGGCAUUUCUGCGAUGCCUACCAGUGUCAAACCCAAACCCAAAAGGAAGAAUUCGUUCCUGAGAGUGGGAGGAGCUCCUGGAUCAACAAGACGCUACCUUUUCACAAGGAGAGAAGGCACUUUCCACCAAAAAAUAAUGCCAUAUUUGGAGAAAGAGCAUCUUCAGAGAUAUAUGAAUAA
Messenger RNA from Dipodomys ordii (Ord's kangaroo rat), 324 nucleotides. RefSeq names its product spermatogenesis associated 45 (gene Spata45). NCBI's taxonomy places the organism in Eukaryota, Metazoa, Chordata, Mammalia, Rodentia, Heteromyidae. Bases 1 to 324 code for a protein of 107 amino acids. The record is from RefSeq and is a predicted model, not a curated record. The transcript is spliced from 2 exons.